Messenger RNA from Colletotrichum orchidophilum, 606 nucleotides. RefSeq lists its product as uncharacterized. The coding region runs from base 1 to 606 and encodes 201 amino acids. The record is from RefSeq and is a predicted model, not a curated record. NCBI's taxonomy places the organism in Eukaryota, Fungi, Ascomycota, Sordariomycetes, Glomerellales, Glomerellaceae. The transcript has a single exon.
AUGGCAGGAAGAAUCAACGUCGCAUUUCAGAGGUAUCUCGCCAUGCCCUCCAUCAGAGCCAUGGUCCCGCCCGCUCCGAGAUUCAGGACCAAGCAGCCGCGUCCGCUAUCGACAACAGCCUCCGAAAACAAGAGAAAAGCACCCUCCGAGCUCUUCUCUUCUCUGAAAACUUCUUCCGGCCAAAACGCGAGGCAGCACCUCAAAGAUCUCGAAACGCAACCCAGACUCACCAAAUCACCGCACAGCGUCUAUAAGACGGUGAUGACGCAGAAGGUCGCCACGAGGGACAAGACCCUCAAUUCACCAGCGGGAAGACCAACCAUCCGGAAGAAACUCACCAGCAGCUGCCAAGGAACCCUUGGGAUGGCGGAGAGGUUGAAGGCCACUGCUGCAACCUCUUGGAAAGUCGGCACGGCGACGACGAUCCUCCUCUCCCUCGCCGUCUACAGCUAUUGCGCUUUCUUGGAGGAGGCCGAGAGAAGGAGGAUUGCGGCAUUUAAGAGGAUUAGGAAUUAUGACGAUGCAGAGCCGCAGGUAUCUAGAUACUCUAUGCACUGCGACGAGAACGCGGAGAGGUCGCGGUAUUGGUACGCCGCUUGUAUCUGA